Molecule: messenger RNA, 1237 nt
Organism: Ilex paraguariensis (yerba mate)
Lineage: Eukaryota; Viridiplantae; Streptophyta; Magnoliopsida; Aquifoliales; Aquifoliaceae
Source: the annotation of a GenBank genome assembly
UGUUAUUCCUUUCAAGGUUGGGAACAUGCAAGAAUUUCAUGAACCGUACUCGUUGUUUGAUCGUAAUAACAAGGGCAAGAGUGUGAUGAAUUUUGCUUGUAAUGAUGACCACAUAAAUGUUGUGGGAGAAGGCAUUGAUGGGCAUGUGGAAGGUGGAGAGAAAAAUGAGUACCCGUGGCACCGCAUAAAAUGGACAGAUCAAAUGGUGAAACUUUUGAUUAAUGCUGUUUCUUAUAUCGAAGAGGAUGCUACCCUUGAUUGCAAUACUGGUGGAGGACCAAAGAAAGGGAAGUGGAAGGUUAUUUCAAAGGUCAUAAUCGAAAGAGGUUAUCAUGUAUCGCCUCAGCAAUGUGAGGAUAAGUUUAGUGAUCUGAACAAAAAGUAUAAGAAACUGAAUGAUAUACUUGGGCGAGGCAUCUCUUGCAAGAUUGUUGAGAACCCUACACUUCUGGACUCCAUGGAUCAGUCUGAUGAUGCAAAGGGAGAUGUUAGGAAGAUCUUACGCUCCAAACAACUGUUUUAUCAAGAAAUGUGCUCCUAUCACAAUGGAAACCGUCUAUUUCUUCCUCAUGAUAGGGAUCUUCAACAGUCAUUGCAGUUGGUUCUCAAAAGAAAAGGCACCCAUAAGCGUCAUGGGGUGCUUUUGGGGGCCUGCCUAAAGGGAAAGAAACAAGCUGACGAACAUGAAGAUGUGGAUUUUGGCAAGGCAAUGAAAAUUUUGGACUACAACACAAGAUCCGAUUUUAGUCCACCAGUUGAGAUUACCUCUGUGAGUUAUGCCUCCAAUGGGGAUGAAAUAAGAGAAAGUUCACCGAACCUGUGGUUAAUGUCACGCUCACUUCAGUUUGAAGAGCAAAAGGUACAGAUUCAGGCAAAGACGGUGGCGUUGGAGAAGCAGCGGUUCAACUGGCUGAGGAUUAGCCAGCAAGAAGAUAGGGAACUGGACAAGAUGAGGCUGGAAAACGAAUCAAUGAAACUUGAGAAUGAGCGGUUGGCAUCAGAACUUAGAUGCCGAGAGAUGACUGCUAAUUACCGGUGAAUUGUGUGUUUUGGUGUGUCUUCAUUCGUACACCAAUUUUAUGCUGUGCACCUUAGUUUUCUUUUCCGUUUGUUUUUUUUUUUUACUUUAAAGCAGACUGUUUUGAUCAUAUUUGGGAUUUGACUAAGUGGAGAUGAUGAGCUUGCUAGCACAUGUCAUGUAUAUUGACAAUGAGCUAUUAUAUAUUGCAUACUUGUG